GCUGUGAGCGCUCUUUUCUCCUCUCCUCCACCAAGCGCGUCUUUUACUGUUGACAUAAAAACUUUGAAGAGGUGAGAGUCGAAACGUCAAAACGCCGACAAAUCACCGUCGACAGCGCGCAUCAACAAAGAAGAAAGGGGGAAAGAAAAGAACCAUCAAGUCUGAGAAAAGCGGUGGAGCCGGGAGAAAGAGGGAGCUAUGCCAUCUCCCGCCGAGCAGAGCCCAGUCCUCCAGUGUUGUGUGUCGGAGCUGCAGCAUGGUGUCUCUUUCUGGACUCUGGACCUACUGCCUCGCCCCGGGGAGAACUCAUCUCCUUUCCUUCUCUGCCAGAACGCUCCUGCUGCUUCUCUUAUUAACCGUCUCUUCCUCCCCGGACGCCUGCUUCCCUCACCCACAACCUUGCCACAUUCUCGCCCGGAUAGGACACACCGUGCGUCUCGGUGCGCUCUUGCCUACCCGACAGCCGGCACGGAUACAAAACGCGCUCAACCGCGCCCUGGCCAGCCUCCGGCAUCAAGGCGGAGGGACAGACUCCUCCACAACAACCUCUCAGUCACCUCCUCUGCUGCCCUACAACCUGAGCUUGGAAAUGGUGGCUCGAUCGCCCGCGGGAGGGGACCCUGAGUCAUUGUCCCGUAGUGCCUGCCAGGACCUGGUGGUCAGGGGUGUGUCAGCCGUGCUCGCCUUUCCCCGCUCCAGGGAGGAGCUGAUCCAGGUGGAGUUUCUCUCCUCUUUCCUGGAGAUCCCCUUCGUAUCUAUCCUGGAGGACACAGAACCCCUUGUGACUAAGAACCGAUUUCACCUGCAGAUGUCAGCCCGUGUGCCUCCAUCAACCCUGGGAAGUUUGCUCCUUGCAGUUUUGCAGGGGGGAGAUGGUGGGGAUAGGGAUAGAGGAAGUCGGGGGGACAGCUGGGGAGGAGCAGCUGUAAUCUGCCCAGGCUGGGACGAAGGCGGUGAUGGCUUACUGACCCACCUUCAGAAGUACAGUGGUUCAACCUGGCAUUUGUGGGACAUAAUCAACCUGACUCGCAUCACAGGGAGCAGAGAUAGAAGAGGGGGGAGCAGUGAGGAGAGAAGGGAGGAGCAGAUGGAAGAAGAGGCUUUGAAGAUCAUCUCCACCCGUUUCCUGCGCUCCCCCUCACCUGUUUCGUCUGUUCUCCUCCUGGGAUCCGACCCCGAGUGUCUAUCCUCCGUCCUUCGGGCUGCUCAGCGUCUCGCACCAUCACUACCAGCACUGCAGUGGAUCAUGGGAUAUCCCUUGUCUCCAGAUUCGCUGCACACUUUAGGAGGUCCUCUUGGACUGUUAGCCUAUGGGGAGGUCGGCCGCAAGCCAAUAAGCUUCUAUAUACGGGAUGCUUUGCAGCUGAUUGGCCGGGCGGUCACUGCAGCAACCAUGGUGAGGCCAGAUUUGGCACUCACUCAGAACAUGGUAAAUUGCUAUGACAAACCAAACCGACAUGAACAGCCCUCUUCUGGACAAUAUCUAGCCAGGUUUCUCUCCAACACUUCCUUCACCGGGGCCACAGGCCUGAUCCAGGUCGAUGCUGGUGUUUCUCGGAUUCUGUCCUCCCAAUUGUUUCAUGUAUGGAGUCUGAAGAGAGGUGCUCUGGGGCAGCCUGCUUGGGUUACUGUAGGCCAGUGGACCCGAGGUCGACUGGAGUUGGAGGGUGGCAUUCUGGGACUGGUGGGAGGGUUCAUGACCAGCCAGGGACAAGGUCUUGGAGCCGGGGUGAGGGGAGGGGAUGGCCAGGGUGACGGCAACUUUGGAGGUCGCUGGAGGCCGGGACUUUCGGUUGAAGGGCACCGCCUCAGGGUUGUGACCCUGGUGGAACACCCAUUUGUCUUCACACGGGAGGUGGACGAGGAUGGAUUGUGUCCAGCUGGACAGCUUUGUCUGGACCCCAAAACUAACCAGUCUAGUAUAAUACAUGGCCUUUUUAACCAGCUUCACAACUCAAAUACUACAACAGUAGACUGGGAUGGCACAGAACUACCAGAGGACCUGAGAAAGUGCUGCUAUGGGUACUGCAUUGACUUGUUGGAAAAGCUGGCAGAAGAUAUGGGCUUCACAUUCGACUUAUAUAUUGUGGGAGAUGGAAAGUAUGGGGCGCUCAGUGGGACAGGACGCUGGACGGGACUGGUAGGAGAUCUGCUGAGCGGAACCGCCGAUAUGGCCGUCACCUCUUUCUCUAUUAACUCUGCCAGGAGCAGAGUCAUAGAUUUCACCUCACCCUUCUACUCCACCAGCCUGGGCAUUCUGGUCCGUAGCCGGGACACUGCAGCUCCCAUUGGAGCCUUCAUGUGGCCCCUCCACUGGUCCAUGUGGGUGGGUAUUUUUGUCACGCUGCAUCUCACAGCGCUCUUCCUCACCUUGUAUGAGUGGAACAGCCCCUUUGGCAUGACACCCCAUGGCCGGAACAGACUACGUGUAUUCUCCUACUCCUCUGCUCUUAAUCUCUGCUACGCCAUACUGUUUGGACGCACUGUCGCCACCAAGACCCCUAAAUGCUGGACAGGACGCUUCUUGAUGAACCUUUGGGCUAUCUUCUGUUUACUGGUGCUGUCCAGCUAUACGGCCAACCUUGCUGCAGUAAUGGUGGGGGAGAAGACGUUCGAGCAGGUUUCCGGAAUUCACGAUGACAAGCUGCACCAUCCGUCCCUGGGCUUCCGUUUUGGUACAGUGAGGGAGAGCAGUGCUGAGGAUUACAUGAAGAAAAGUUUCCCGGAGAUGCACGACUACAUGAGACGCUUCAACCAACCCACCACUCCAGAAGGUGUACACAUGUUAAAGACAGAUCCUCCUGCCCUGGAUGCAUUCAUCAUGGAUAAAGCCCUGUUGGACUAUGAGGUCUCUAUCGAUGCAGACUGCAAACUACUUACUGUGGGAAAGCCAUUUGCUAUUGAAGGCUAUGGUAUUGGCCUUCCCCAGGGUUCUCCUCUAACCCGUAAUGUGUCAGAGUUCGUCAGUCGCUACAAGUCUGACGGUUUUAUGGACAUGCUACACGACAAAUGGUAUAAGGUUGUACCCUGCGGAAAGAGAGUCUUUGCAGUCACUGAGACUCUACAGAUGGGAAUCCAGCAUUUCUCAGGCCUGUUCGUGUUGUUAUGCAUGGGGGUAGGUGGAGCCUUGCUGACCUUGGCAGGUGAACACACUUUCUAUCACCUGGUCAUCCCUCGCCUCCGGCGUAGCCACACACUUCAGUACUGGCUGCACACCAGCCAGAAAAUUCACAGAGCCCUGCACACCACAUAUGAGGAUGUUGGAAAGGAAAUGGCCGGCCUUGAUCAAAACCCCUCUUGUAUCUCGGAGAACUGCACCCUACACAGGAAACAGCAUCAGCCUCCUCCACCAUCCCCUCCCACGUCAGCUGGGGACACGGGCAACUCCUCACCAUCCAAUGAACCCAAGGAGAAACGUGUGCACUUUGACCUUGAAACGCUUCACAGCUACCGCCUGCGCACACACACCGCCUCAGUGCGCGGCAGGCCUGGGAUGGUUGGCCGUCCUGGACUUGGCCUCGGAGGGUUGGGGCUUGGCAACCUGGGGAGUUUUACUUCUCCUCCACAGAUUACCCUCCAUGUCAACGGGGGCCCUGUCUCGACUCUGGCUUCCACAGGUUUGGUGCUGUCUCCCAUGGGAACCAGAGGUGCUCAGACGAACUUAUGGGAAGGGGAGCUCCAGGAGUUGCAAGCAAAGAUCGAGAUAUUCCGCACCCAGCUGAGAGAGGCUCUGGCUAGGAGAGCUGAGAUCCAGAGCAGUCUGGAGAGAGAGAGGAGUGGACUGGUACGCAGGGAUACUAGUCUUGAUAGGGACAGGGACAGACAGAGGAUACAAACUAUUAAUACAGACAGAAGUAGCUCCACUCAGCCCAGGCUCCCUGAGAGAGACAGGACCAGCCAGCUGCAAACCCUGAAUAAUCAGCAGACUGGGCGGGCUAACCAGUCAGGUGGGCCUGGGACUGUGGAGCAUGGGAGAAGCAGCCAGUUAAACACAGUUAACAGUUUGGACAGAGGCAGAGCCAACCAAGUGCGCCCUGUUAAUACUUUGACAGGAGAAAGGACUGUCCAGUCGCGCACGUCCACUAGUUUGGAGCGAAGUCGAGCCAACCAACAAGGUGCUGGAAAUACAACUAUCCAAACACGGAAUACUUCUAGCCUGGACAGACAGAAGGCUAACCUAUCACAUGCACUGAACACUUUGGAGAGGACAAAUGCUAACCAGUCGACUGUAAGCAGUGAGACUUGAUUAACUCCUGACCUGUAGGACUGCAACAGGGUUAGUGAGGUAUUGCUUGCAUAGCCGCGGGAAGAUGGCUUUAUUGGUAUGGGUUACAUUUAUGUGGCGUUUGCUGAACUAUAACAGUACGUGUUUACUCACAAUGUUACUUACUGCAACCUAAUAAUUUUCAUGCUGAGAAUUAUUUCCACACUUACUUAAAAAUGCAACUAAAAAUAUUUUUCUGCAAGUGAAGAGCUGAUGUCAUCCAUGAAAUAUUAAUUAAGCAAUGUAAUAUUUAAAUAAAAAGCAGAACAUAACCCCAUUAAUAUCCCGACAUACCAGAUCCGACAAACUGAAAUGGGAAUCCAGAAACCACGGUGCUUACUGUGGAAAACAGUAGGUCACAUGAGGAAUCGCUGUAGGAACUAUAAUAAAUCAAAAAUGUGGUGUGUUGUGCUGGCUGAAAAGGCCUACAAGCACAUAUGGAUAAUUGCAAAAGCACAGAAAAAUCACAAUUAACGUUAACUAAAUUGAAUGAAUCCACAUACACAUCCAAUACAUAGGAUAAGAAAAAGAAACAAAUUAGCAUAUUUCAAUUAACCAAUAUAAUAAUUUCCUAAAAUUAUGAAUGAUGAAAAUAAAAGUGUUGCACAAUCCCAAAACAAUUCUCUUUUGGGGCAACAAUCCAGAGCCCAUGAAACUGAAGCAAGCCUUACGUGCAUUGACGCUUUGCAUCUUUGCUUAUGUUGUUCUGCAGUAGAUAUACCCAACGAGUCAAAUACUCUUUUUGGAUAUUUUUAUAUGCUUCUCUCCUGUUACAAUACGUCACUUUGUGAGAUGGUAAUUCUCCUCUGCUAGUAACUUUAAAAAAACAAACUGUUUUUGAAUUUGCAAUAAUUUGAAAGUCUGCAGAGUAAAAUAGUUUAAAGCCAUUAAACCCAACUAUCCUGAAAAGUUUAGUUAUAAAAAGGUGACUUUCCCCUGACCCAGUGAUUAAAAGACAUAAGGGAUUUCAGCUUCAGCAAAGCUUGUACCACAAAUAUUAGCUCUUAAGGCCACGGAAGGUCUAUUAAAAAGAUGCAGUCAGGACAAUGCGGGUUCUAGUGUUGUGUUUUUCUAGUUUGGCCAAUGCUAGAGCUGUUCAUCUCAGCCUCUGCUGAGUUUUUAGCAUCUUUUUUUAUAAGCUGCCUCACGUGACUACACCACCUUUAUAAAAGUGCAAUACUAAAUCAAAAACCCCUUUAAUUUUCUGAAUCGUGUGUCUGGGGUAUGGGUUUGGAAUAAAUGUAUCCACUAUUUUUCAUUACUAAAACAAUCAUGUAAAAAACACUGAGUGUGGAUUGCAAUUUACUCAGUACCUGCAGAUCUGAUAGGUGAGAUUUCAUCUUUUUAACAUAUCUUUGAAAUAGAUGUAUGCUUUUACACAUUUUCUUCUCCACUUUUUUUCUAUAACGUAAAUUAAGUUCCAUGCUUUAAAUCAGCCAUUGGGAGCUACGAAGAUCUGAGGUUCUUCAGAAACUGGCUGCAUGUGGGACUCGCUUUCAGUUACUCAGUCCACCACUGGAUGGCACUGAAUCCCUGCUUCCUGCGGCUAUGGACACUGGCGAGUGUGUGGAUUCAGGUUUUAUUCCAGCAAAAUGACAAACAGAUGAAUUUAAGCAAUUAACUUCUGAAGAAACAAUGGCAGACAGAAACUGAAUAUUGCCAUGCAGUUCUCAUGGAGAGCAGAGGAUCUGGGAAAUAAGGUUUUACGAACUCGCUCCAGCACUAUACAAUGUAACGACACCUAACUGUAUUGGGAUAGUCAGUCUUGUGUGUCUCUCAGUUCUUUAAGCAAGCACUGGGGAUGUGACAGCAAGUUUAAGAAAAAAUUGAUAGCAGUGAAAGUUAACAUGGCUGAUGAUGGUACUGAUGUACAUUUAAAUUUUUCAAAAUCUGGUGUGGUGUGAAGUGGUUGUGUUCACAUCCCAUGGUGUCUAUGAGGAAAAAAAAACAUUUUAAAUCUUUAUUGAGAAAGAGCUUGUUGUACUGGAUAUUUAAAGAAAUACUUUUAAAGUUACCCGUCAUAAAAAUUAUAUAGGGCAUAUUAUUGAAUUUUACCAUAAAUGGUCAUCCUCAUGUUUUGAAAUAAACAUUUAUAUACUUA
This is a messenger RNA of Maylandia zebra (zebra mbuna), 6365 nucleotides long. RefSeq names its product glutamate receptor, ionotropic, N-methyl-D-aspartate 3Ba (gene grin3ba). Gene Ontology annotation, cellular component: membrane. Gene Ontology annotation, biological process: monoatomic ion transport. Gene Ontology annotation, molecular function: ligand-gated monoatomic ion channel activity; signaling receptor activity. Lineage: Eukaryota; Metazoa; Chordata; Actinopteri; Cichliformes; Cichlidae. The record is from RefSeq and is a predicted model, not a curated record.